UCACACCUCCCUGCGCUGACACGUCACGCAGCCGCGGUGGAUGCUGGGAAAGCUAGACUCCGGAGGUCAGGGCAGAAGCGCAGAUGAUGUCGGUUGCAGGGUUGACGUCCUUGAAACGCUGCGGCGUUUUGGUACUUCGCUCCCCUGCGGGGCUGGGGGUGGUGAGAUUUGCCCAGACUGCAGCCGCUCCGGCGGUUCAACCCAGAAUAAAGAAGUUCCAGGUGUACAGGUGGGACCCAGACACUCCAGGAGACAAACCGCGCAUGCAGACCUAUGAGGUCGACCUCAACGCGUGUGGCCCCAUGGUCCUGGACGCACUCAUCAAGAUCAAAAAUGAGAUGGAUCCCACUCUGACCUUCCGCCGCUCCUGCAGAGAAGGGAUUUGUGGCUCCUGCGCGAUGAACAUAAACGGAGGAAACACGCUGGCCUGCCUGCAGAGGAUCGACCCCAACCUGAGCAAACCAGCCAAAAUCUACCCGCUGCCACAUAUGUAUGUGGUCAAAGACCUGGUGCCUGAUAUGAGCAACUUCUAUGCCCAAUACAAGUCAAUUGAGCCUUACCUGAAGAAGAAGGAUGAGUCCCGGGAAGGGAAGGAGCAGUACCUGCAGUCUGUGGAGGACAGGCAGAAGCUGGACGGCCUCUACGAGUGCAUCCUCUGCGCCUGCUGCAGCACCAGCUGUCCAAGCUACUGGUGGAACGGAGACAAAUACCUGGGCCCGGCUGUGCUCAUGCAGGCGUACCGCUGGAUGAUCGACUCCCGGGACGAGUUUACGGAUGAGCGUCUGUCCAAGCUGCAGGAUCCCUUCUCGCUCUACCGCUGCCACACCAUCAUGAACUGCACCCAGACCUGUCCUAAGGGCUUAAAUCCUGGUAAAGCGAUCGCUGAGAUUAAGAAGAUGAUGGCCACGUAUAAGGAGAGGAAGGAGGCUACCGCCUGAAACCCGCGAUGCUCUUUUAUGACGUGAUUUAAAUUAUAUACUGAUCAAAAGUGUAAAUAAUCGUGGUUGUGUGUGCAUGCGUGUGUAACAAACUUUACAUAAACGCACAACUCCAGGAUGAAUGGUGAGAGAGUGUCGGAGUGUGUUCCAGAACAUGUUAGUGUCAGCUCUGUUUGGAAAUUUCAUAUUUGCUUUACAUAAAAUGUUAUCUUUGCUUUCAGUUCAACAGUCAGACCUGCAAUAUACACGCUGACCCAUUAUAUCAACUGAUUUUUCUUUAUUAGAAAAUAAAUACUCUGAAUCUGA
Oryzias melastigma (Indian medaka) is the source of this 1244-nucleotide messenger RNA. RefSeq names its product succinate dehydrogenase complex, subunit B, iron sulfur (Ip) (gene sdhb). Gene Ontology annotation, biological process: aerobic respiration; tricarboxylic acid cycle; respiratory electron transport chain. Gene Ontology annotation, molecular function: 2 iron, 2 sulfur cluster binding; electron transfer activity. The coding region runs from base 84 to 938 and encodes 284 amino acids. The record is from RefSeq and is a predicted model, not a curated record. The transcript is spliced from 8 exons. Lineage: Eukaryota; Metazoa; Chordata; Actinopteri; Beloniformes; Adrianichthyidae. Gene Ontology annotation, cellular component: mitochondrial membrane.